AGAAGAGUUAUAACAACGUCGAAGUUUUCUUUUCUUCUGUUCGAAACGCGAAAAGCAGAUUUUAUUAUUCCCAACAAUUAGAAAAUUUUGCUAUUAAAUCGCCUUGAAUCGUGAUCGUUGCUAAAUUCUUAUACGCUUUGCUUGCAAAAAAUAAUGGCACAGUCAAAUCGCAACGAUGCCAAAAAGAAGGGAGUGAAACGUCCGUCCGCCUAUCCCACCACAUCUGAUGUCAACACAAAGAUAAACUGCCAAAUGCAACCGGCUCAAUCGUCGAAGCAUGUAGUUGAGGAAAUCAUGCAGAGACGCGUUUUUCUGGGCCGUAAUCAAGUGUUGGUCAGAUGGACGGGUUCCACAAAGUCGGAGUGGACGUGGGAGUUUCCCGAGUCAUUGGGCAAGGAUGUAGACAAAAAGAUAGCGCAAUUUGAUGCCAAAUAUGCUGCCAGUAAGAACGAUGCGCUGAGCCAGAUCGCGGAAGUUGACCUGAGCAGUCCAAGCAGCAACAGCAGCGACGAUGACGACCAGCAACAGCAGCAGCAGCAUGUGAAAAGCGUAAAGGACACCAAAGGCACUUCCCAAUACGCCUCGGAUGCGAGCCGGGAGCAAGGAUAUAGGCAGCAGUGCAUGUCUUCCAUUCCCAACAAGAUCAACUUAAAAAGUCUGGCUUGCAACAGUUUUGUGGCACCUCAGCGAAAUGCAUCCGCCAUAAGAUCAAACUCACAGCGCCGAACAGAUAGUCCUACAAAAUCGAGCCAACCGUUGUUGGCACAGGUGCCAUCAAAACCAUCGCUGUCCAGCUUCAUUUGCAGUCCCAGCAUCGCCAGCAGCAGUGCCAGUAGCGUCAGCACUCCCAGCAUCCCAGGUACCCCGGAGAUCAGCAGCAUCAGCCAACCGACUGGCAAAUGGAAUGCCAAUUUGAACAGUAACAGGAGUCCGAGCGGCCUUGAACUUGGACUCGAGCUGGAGAAGAUCAUCAGGUCGCACAAAAUGGGUGGUGAAACGUUUCUGGUGGUCAAAUGGAAGAGGACGUCAGCGCUGGAUCUGGUGAAGCUCAAAGAUGUCACUGAUCUCUAUCCGAACAUUGUUCUCGCGUAUUUUACGAGUCUCCCAAGGCGAAGAUAGAUAAAUAUGGUAAGUUCAAGACCUGCAACAUAAAUCAAAAUCCA
Molecule: messenger RNA, 1163 nt
Organism: Drosophila grimshawi
Lineage: Eukaryota; Metazoa; Arthropoda; Insecta; Diptera; Drosophilidae
Exons: 4
Coding region: 154-1119 (321 amino acids)
Cellular component (GO): nucleus
Source: RefSeq, a predicted model, not a curated record